AUGGACCCAACCAAUGAUCCAAAUUUCACUCCACCUUCAUUAAAUAAAAAUAUCGAACCAACUGCGCCGUCGUAUAAGAUCCCACACAAUAUUCCAAUUCAACCAUUUGUAUUAGAAGAUUUGGGUCAAGGUGUUGACACUCCAGCUCCACAUCCUGCUAAAUCAACAAGGCCGUCAACUAUUUCUUCAAAAUCCUACGACAAUAUCAAUAGCAUCAACAACAACAACAGUACAAAUAAUAAUCAACACCAAGGGGAUAAUGAGAGUAUAGUUUAUCAUUCCAAAAUUCCUAGAAAGCAUACUGAAUUGAUAAGUUCAUCUUCUUCUGAUGAGGAAAUCGAAGUGAAGGAAGAAACUGAAGCGAGCUUGGAAAAAAAAGUGAGUAAUAAAGUGGAGAUUUUACCACCUUCUAUCAAAGUUAGAUCUUCCCAAAUUGCUGAUUUAGAAGAGGUUCCUCAUGGUAUUCAAAGACAAGCUUCAAAAUUAGAAGAUUAUAAAUUUCCCACUCAUAGAUUAGCAACUACUUUAACUGAUGAUUCAAAACAUCCUUUGGUUAUAGUUGCAUGUGGUUCAUUUUCUCCAAUUACUUAUUUGCAUUUAAGAAUGUUUGAAAUGGCUUUGGAUUCAAUUAUGGAACAAACAAGAUUUGAAGUUAUUGGUGGGUACUAUUCUCCUGUGUCUUCCAAUUAUAAAAAACAAGGUUUGGCCCCAGCACACCAUCGUGUUCGAAUGUGUGAAUUGGCAUGUGAAAGGACUUCAUCUUGGUUAAUGGUUGAUGCUUGGGAAUCUUUACAACCAAAAUAUACCAGAACUGCAUUGGUUUUGGACCAUUUCAAUGAAGAAAUUAAUAUUAAGCGCGGUGGUAUUAUGACUAGACUGGGGGAAAAAAGAGGAGUUAAAAUCAUGUUGUUAGCCGGUGGUGAUUUGAUUGAAAGUAUGGGUGAACCAGAUGUUUGGGCUGAUCAAGAUUUACAUCAUAUUUUAGGCAAAUAUGGAUGUCUUAUAGUGGAAAGAACUGGUUCUGAUGUUAGAAGUUUCUUAUUGAGUCAUGAUAUUUUAUAUGAACAUCGUAAGAAUAUCAUGGUUAUUAAACAAUUGAUUUAUAAUGAUAUUUCUUCAACUAAAAUACGAUUGUUUAUAAGAAGAGGUAUGUCAGUACAGUAUUUGUUACCAAAUUCCGUCAUUAGAUAUAUUCAACAACACAAAUUAUAUUGUGAUUCUGAACCUGUUAAACAAGUCAUGUCCGAACGAGCUGAUUAA
Molecule: messenger RNA, 1260 nt
Organism: Candida tropicalis MYA-3404
Lineage: Eukaryota; Fungi; Ascomycota; Pichiomycetes; Serinales; Debaryomycetaceae
Product: nicotinamide-nucleotide adenylyltransferase
Exons: 1
Coding region: 1-1260 (419 amino acids)
Biological process (GO): NAD+ biosynthetic process
Molecular function (GO): nicotinate-nucleotide adenylyltransferase activity; nicotinamide-nucleotide adenylyltransferase activity
Source: RefSeq, a predicted model, not a curated record